AUGACGAGGGCCGAGGAGCUCAAGGCUCGGCUGGUCCCGGCGAUCUCGGGCUUGCUUGAGAAGGAAGUCGAGUUCUGCGCAGCAGCAAACUCUUCAAUUUACAAGACGGUAUUUGCCACUCUUGGCGUGACUAGUGGAAUUGAGCUUACUGGGGACAACUCCGGCAAUUUCACGUCCAUCAACAAUGCCGUGGCUGCGGCUACAAACAACAGCCAGACCAGGUUCGUGAUCUACAUCAAACAGGGAGUGUAUUUCGAGUAUGUCAUGGUGGACAGCACGAAGACCAACCUCAUGUUCAUAGGCGACGGGGUCGAGAAGACAUGGAUCAGGGGCAACCGGAACACCAUCGACGGAUGGGAGACUUUCAACUCUGCCACCAUAAGUGAGUUCUUGAAUCUCAAUUUCUGA
Messenger RNA from Rhodamnia argentea, 408 nucleotides. RefSeq names its product pectinesterase-like. NCBI's taxonomy places the organism in Eukaryota, Viridiplantae, Streptophyta, Magnoliopsida, Myrtales, Myrtaceae. Gene Ontology annotation, biological process: cell wall modification. Bases 1 to 408 code for a protein of 135 amino acids. The record is from RefSeq and is a predicted model, not a curated record. Gene Ontology annotation, molecular function: pectinesterase inhibitor activity; pectinesterase activity. The transcript has 4 exons.